UAUAUAUGUUCAACCCCAUUUUAAAACAUCAAUUUUUUUUUGUUUUCUGAAACCCUAAAUCUAGCAAAAAUAUAUGGCUGGUAGAAGAGAAAGAUAUGUCCGAUGUCGAUGUGGGACACAACUUCUAGUUCCACUAGAAGCACCAAACUUUAAAUGCCCAAUCUGCCAAUCAAUCACCCAAAUUCGACCCAACAACAACAACUAUAGUAGUGGUGGUGGGCAGGACUAUCUCCACAACGCCGCAGCUAAGUUUAGAAACGUUGUAACCAACAUGAUAAACGUGAAUACAGCUUUAGGAGGAUAUAGCGGUUAUUAUAAUCCUCAGAUGCCACCAGCCCCGAUGGCGGUGGCUCCUCCGAGGCCGAGCCCGAGACCUGGCUUGGGUUCUGGUUCUUCAUUUGGGAGGAGGAGAGCUGUGCUUUGUGGUGUGAGUUAUAUUGGUCAGAAGCAACAUUGUAAAGGAAGUGUUAACGAUGUUAGUUACAUGAAGUAUUUUCUUGUUGAAAAGAUGAGAUUUCCUUCUGAUUGCUUACUCAUUCUCACAGAACAUGAAAAGGACCCUCUAAGGAUCCCAACAAGAAGAAAUAUGCUACUGGCUUUGAGGUGGCUGGUGGAAGGCAGCCGCGCCGGAGACUCGUUGGUGUUCUUCUACUCCGGCCACGGCUCAAGGCAGCAAGACAAGGACCACGACGAGGCUGACGGAGUCGACGAAACCUUGUGCCCCACUGAUUACGAAACUGCCGGAAAAAUUGUGGAUGAUGAGAUUAAUGCCACCAUUGUUAGACCACUCCCUUAUGGUGCAACUCUUCAUGCCAUUAUUGAUGCUUGUUAUAGUGGAACAGUCCUUGAUCUUCCCUUUGUUUGUAGGAUGAACAGAGAUGGAUUCUACAAUUGGGAAGAUCAGAGAAACCAAUCAAUAUACAAAGGAACAAAGGGAGGAGUUGCUGUGUCUAUUAGUGCUUGUGAUGAUCAUCAAACCUCGGCCGACACUGAUGCUUUAACAGGAGGAAAUGCAUUGGCAGGAGCAAUGACAUACAGCUUCAUACUAGCAGUGCAGAGCGAACCAGGACUGACUUAUGGCCGCCUCAUGACUUUAAUGCGUAACACCAUUCGUGAAGCUCAAACUGGCAUACGCCUCAACGGUCCCAUUGCUGCUCUCGUUAACAAAAUUCUACGUACACAAUUAUCACAGGUGCCACAAUUGUCGUCGUCUGAGGAAUUUGAUAUUUACUCAAAACGUUUUAUGAUAUAGUAUAUAUUAUUUAUUAUUGCCUGAGUUCUCUGUAUGUACUCUUCAUGAUGUUGGUGGAAAUUAAACAAUACGAAUUAAGCUAUAUUAAAUAAAUUUUUAUGCAACUAUAUAAUAGACUUAUAGUUAUUUAUAGUAGAACUCUGUGUAAAUAAUUAAAAAUAAUUGUAUUUCAAAUGCUACUUCGUGGAAAUUAUAAGGAGAGAUUCAAGCUUAAUAAUAAUAAUAAUAAU
This is a messenger RNA of Cannabis sativa, 1482 nucleotides long. RefSeq names its product metacaspase-3. The transcript is spliced from 5 exons. The record is from RefSeq and is a predicted model, not a curated record. Gene Ontology annotation, molecular function: cysteine-type endopeptidase activity. Bases 74 to 1252 code for a protein of 392 amino acids. NCBI's taxonomy places the organism in Eukaryota, Viridiplantae, Streptophyta, Magnoliopsida, Rosales, Cannabaceae. Gene Ontology annotation, biological process: proteolysis.